AUGGAACAGGCUAAACUUCGGUCCCUGUUCCGGCCGCCGGAGACUCCGAGAGAGCCGAUGGAGUUCUUAUCCCGUUCAUGGAGUGUUUCAGCUCAUGAAAUCUCUAAAGCUCUUGCUCCUCCACUGAACCUAGUAGGCAAGAAUACCACAAAUGGUGGCGCUCCUCCACCUGGAGGCAGCGGCGAAACCAUUCAUGAAGAUUUCUCCGGCGAGUUGGAGGCUGCUGUUUCCGGGAACCCUUUUUCCUUUGCUUCUUCUGAAACUUCACAGUUUGUCAUGGAACGCAUUAUGUCUCAAUCUCAGGAGGUAUCACCACGCACUUCUGGAAGGCUAUCCCACAGCAGUGGACCUCUUAAUGGGUGUGGAUCUCUCACUGACAGCCCUCCUGUCUCACCCCCUGAAAUGGAUGACCCCAAGUACUGUCGGCUGAACCCCAUAAAUAGCCAGUACCGUAGCUGUGCCACUAGUGGUACCACUGUGGGUGCAGGUGGAAAGACAGUGGGAAGGUGGUUGAAAGACAGGAAGGAGAAAAAGAAAGAGGAGAGUAGAGCACAUAAUGCUCAGCUCCAUUCUUCCAUUUCUGUUGCCAGGGUUGCUGCUGCUGUUGCUGCCAUAGCUGCUGCAACUGCAGCAUCAUCUGGGGCGGGGAAGGAUGAGCAGAUGGCUAAAACUGACAUGGCGGUGGCAUCUGCUGCGACCUUGGUGGCCGCACAAUGUGUUGAAGCAGCAGAGUCAAUGGGAGCUGAACGCGAACACUUGGCUUCAGUUAUUAGCUCGGCUGUCAAUGUUCGGUCAGCAGGCGAUAUCAUGACCUUAACAGCAGCUGCUGCUACUGCUCUGCGUGGUGCAGCCACAUUAAGGGCAAGGGCAUUGAAGGAAGUGUGGAAUAUUGCAGCUGUGAUCCCUGUUGAUAAAGGGAUGGGAGCUACUACAAGUGGUGAUGGGGGCAGUAAUGGAAGCUCAAACAGUAGUUUCAGUGGCGAGCUUGUUCCCGAAGAGAAUUUCCUCGGAAUUUGCAGUAGAGAAUUGCUGGCCAGAGGUUCUGAGCUCCUGAAACUAACUCGCAAUGGUGAUCUUCACUGGAAAAUCGUGUCGGUUUAUAUGAACAAAACGUGUCAGGUUAUGCUGAAGAUGAAGAGCAAACACGUUGCUGGGACGGUCACUAAAAAGAAAAAGAAUGUAGUGCUGGAGGUAUUGAAGGACAUUCCGGCAUGGCCGGGCCGCCACUUGCUCGAGGGUGGCGAAGAUCGACGAUAUUUUGCUUUGAAGACAGUGGCACGAGGGAUUGUAGAAUUCGAGUGCAAAAACCAGAGGGAAUACGAUAUUUGGACUCAGGGUGUUUCGAGGCUCCUUGCUAUUGCUGCAGAGAAAAACAGAUAUAGAACUUGA
Messenger RNA from Fraxinus pennsylvanica, 1389 nucleotides. The record is from the annotation of a GenBank genome assembly. NCBI's taxonomy places the organism in Eukaryota, Viridiplantae, Streptophyta, Magnoliopsida, Lamiales, Oleaceae.